AUGGCUGCGUUUACGUAUUCCAAGCUUCCUCCAGGGUCUGAUAUGACCCGCAUGCUUCGCCUCUUUCCUCAUGAAGACAGCAACGCUCAGAUUAGAGGCGAGCUCAUCGAUUACAAUUUGUCAGAUACCGACGGUAGAAAGCACCUUUACGAGGCACUUUCUUAUGUAUGGUAUGAGGGCGAGGGGAGCAAUCACAGGGAACCUUGGUCAAUGAUCUUGAAUGACUGUAUAUUCCCUGUUACGAGAAAUCUCUAUGCAGCGCUCCUACACCUGAGAAAUCACCAGUUUGAGCGAAUGCUUUGGGUUGAUGCCAUUUGUAUUAACCAGAGUGAUACCGAUGAAAAAGAAAAACAAAUCCCAUUUAUGCGGACAAUCUAUGCACAAGCCAGUUGUGUCAUUGUCUGGCUUGGAGAGGCUAGGGACUAUAGCGACGAAGCAUUUGAAAAGAUUCGUUUUCUAGAAGAAGACAGUCUAAAGCAUCCAUCCGUCUCGGAUGGAGGCAUGACUGAUGUCUCUAGACUCUUUACUGGCCGAAGUCCGGUGGUAGAAGACUAUGCAUGUUCAAUGCUGCUACAGCGGAACUGGUUUUGCCGUAUAUGGGUAUUGCAGGAGGUUGGUGUCGCACGGCACAUCUCUGUCAUGUGUGGCCAUGCUGAGAUGAAUGGCUAUACAUUCUGUGAAGGUUCUAGCAGAGUAGAACUUUCUUCCAGUAUACUGAAUCAUGUCCACCCAGUCAUCCUUAUAAUGAGAGACGCAAUAUGUCGGCCAAAGUAUCGGCCUGCUUGGCGUGGAGCCCUCUCUAUAGGUGAGCUGAUUGGAAUGUACCGAAACCACAAUGCCACCGUGCAGCAUGACAAAGUGUAUGCAUUGCUGGGCUUAUGUGCUGAUGACCCGAAAGUACCUGCUUUGAAACCCAACUAUUCCCUCCCUUGGGAUGAUCUCCUAAAACAGGUAACUACAUACGUUCUGGGAGGGGAUAGCUCUGUGCAAACCUGGCCUGAUAGGGAUAUAGCAGUUAUAAAAGGCAAAGGGCGGAUAUUGGGUUAUAUUAAUCGUGUUGAAGUGAGAGCUCGUGGAGAUAAUCGAGCGAAUUUCAUGAUCGAGUUCCAUCAUGCUGCUAGCUCAGUGAACGUUCCCCCCUAUUGGAUAAGAGACUGGGUACUCAGAGAUCCUGGAAAGCUGAUCCAGGAGGGAGAUAUUAUCUUCCUUCGACCAAGGUCUCCAAGCCCGAGUAUUAUCAGACUACACAAAGACCAUUUCGAAGUAGUCAUGACGGCAGUAACACCACAGAACAUAGACAAAGCCAGUUUCGACUUGCUGCUUCAAGAAUGGCGUUCUAUGGGUGGUUCCCUCGACGAUAUUCUUCUUACGUGGAGAAUACCUCGGGGUGCACCAGAGUUUCAGGAAUGUCCUUACCAGGCGAAGAUAAGGCUACACAACAUGGCUUCCGCUGUGAAAAAGGUUGCCCACAUAAUCUUACAGAGAGAUUUGGACAUGGCAUUUUCAGGGCCAAUAUUUGAACACAUGCUUGUUCAGUGCGCAGGAAACUUUCCAUUCUGUGAAGAUGUGGUCAAGGCAGCAGCAGGAACUGGGGGAUAUACAAGUUUAAGAUCGCUUAUUAAACACGGGGGAGAGAAUCUACCAAUUACUGAGGAGGUGGUUAAGGUAGCAGUAGAAACCCAGGCAUUUAGAUGUUUGGAAUUGCUUCUCAACUACCGAGGAGACAGUCUACCAGUUACUGAGGAGAUGGUCAGAACAGCAGCAGCAAGAAAGACGCCGUCUAGUGGUAAAGUUAUGGAUGUACUCAUCCAAUACCGAGGCGACAGGCUACCUAUUACUGAAGAUGUGCUCAAGGCAGCAGCAGCAAAUACACUGGGUGGAUAUAGGAUUAUGGAAAUAUUGUUCCAGCACCGAGGAGAGAGUCUACCCAUCACUGAGGCGGUGGUGCAGGCAGCAGCUACGUACGGAGAUCCUCUAACCCUGCAACUUCUCUUAAAGUAUCGACAAAAACAGCCUACCAAUAUCCGACGAUUUCAUCAAGGCAGUCGCUGA
Messenger RNA from Aspergillus pseudonomiae, 2052 nucleotides. RefSeq names its product HET domain-containing protein. The coding region runs from base 1 to 2052 and encodes 683 amino acids. NCBI's taxonomy places the organism in Eukaryota, Fungi, Ascomycota, Eurotiomycetes, Eurotiales, Aspergillaceae. The transcript is spliced from 3 exons. The record is from RefSeq and is a predicted model, not a curated record.